AUGGCGGGGGCCCCGCGCUGGACCUGGCGGCCGGCGGCCCGGGACGCGCUUCUGGCGCGGGCCUUCCACUCGUGCACCGAACUGCGGGGUCGGCUGUAUCUGGUGGGGGGCCUCCUGGCCGGAGGGGCCACGGAGCCGAGCGGCGACACGGUGGUCUGGGACCCGGCGGAGGGCCAGGCCGAGCGGGUGGGGGCGCGGGGCGGCCCGAGGCGCAGCCACCACGACGCGGCGGCGCUGGGCGGGCGCUGGCUCUGCGCGGUGGGCGGCUGGGACGGGUCGCGCCGCGUGGCCACGGUGGCGGCCUUGGACACGGAGCGCGGGGAGUGGGAGACGUGGACCGCGGCCCCCGGCAGCUGCCCUCCUGCCGGCCUCAGCAGUCACACCUGCACCCGCCUCUCGGACCGAGAGCUGCGAGUGGCCGGCCGGGAAGGGGGAACCCGCACUCAGCGUCGCUAUGGAAGCAUCUACUUGUUAAAGCUGGACCCCGGCGCCCGCACCUAUUGCUAUAAGGAAGAGAGCUACCACUCAGUUUCCCGCUCAGGGCACUGUGCUGCCCUGCUCCCAACUCCUGGGCCUCGUCCCGGUCACCAGCUGUUGCUUGUUGGGGGCUGCAGCUCAGCUGAACCAGAAGUAGCCGGGCACUGGAGUUAUGGGAGGAUUAAGGAGGAACCGUCUGUUGCCCCACGUUUGACGGAACAGCUUGCAAAGCUUGUGAGCAGUGGGCAGGGGUCCCCGCAGGGGCCUCGGGGACUACGGCAUCAGUCAUGUUCUGUGGUUGGACCUUUUGCUGUGCUGUUUGGUGGAGAAACUCUAACCAGAGCUAGAGACACCGUCUGCAAUGACCUCUACGUCUGUGAUGCCCGCACGGCUCCCCCUCUGUGGUUCCACUUCCCCUGUGCGGACCGUGCGCUGAAACGUGUGGGCCAUCGGACCUGCCUGUGGAAUGACCAGCUUUACCUGGUUGGAGGUUUUGGUGAGGACGGCAGGACAGCCAGUCCACAGGUUUGCACCCUGGACCUCUUCAUCUAGAGAAUGGUGCCAAGAAACACUGCCGAGCUGUGGUUUG
Messenger RNA from Molossus molossus (Pallas's mastiff bat), 1066 nucleotides. It is a transcript of the gene KLHDC9, whose product is annotated as kelch domain containing 9. Bases 1 to 1029 code for a protein of 342 amino acids. The record is from RefSeq and is a predicted model, not a curated record. The transcript is spliced from 4 exons. Gene Ontology annotation, molecular function: cyclin binding. Lineage: Eukaryota; Metazoa; Chordata; Mammalia; Chiroptera; Molossidae.